AUGUCACAAUUAACAAGCAGAGCACUGAAUUAUGGUUCCAUCGGCACAAUUUUGGGACAUGAAUUGACACAUGGAUUCGAUGACAGCGGUCGCAUGUUCGACAAAAAUGGUAAUAUGGUGCAGUGGUGGUCAAAUGAAACUAUAAAUGAAUACGUCAAUCGUACUGAAUGUUUCGUAGACCAAUACAAUCACUACUACUUGAACGAUAUUGGGGAAUAUAUUGAUGGUGAACUUACUUUGGGUGAAAAUAUAGCAGAUAAUGGUGGUAUGCGGGAGGCAUAUCAUGCAUAUAAAAUCUACACCAAACAUACAGGUAGAGAGCAUUUACGACUUCCCGGUUUGGAGCGUUACACACAUGAGCAAUUAUUUUUCAUUGCAUUUGGUAAUUUAUGGUGUGAAACUUAUACGCCAGCGGCGUCCCGUUAUGCCUUGGAGGACUCGCACUGUCCGGGUAAAAUUCGUUUAAAAGGUGUGCUCUCCAACUCUGAUGAGUUCGCACGCACUUUUAAGUGUCGCAGAGGUACGGGCAUGAAUCCAAUGGAGCAUAAAUGUCGUAUAUGGUGAAAAUCUACAAUGUUGUUAUAAAAAGUGACAAAAAGUGAUAAAAGAAGCAGUAAUGAAGUGAUGCUAUAAAAUGAUUUUAAAUACAUUUUAACUUGUUGUGGGUAAUAUAGUAAA
This is a messenger RNA of Teleopsis dalmanni, 678 nucleotides long. Its product is annotated as neprilysin-1-like. Gene Ontology annotation, biological process: protein processing. The record is from RefSeq and is a predicted model, not a curated record. The transcript is spliced from 2 exons. Gene Ontology annotation, cellular component: plasma membrane. Bases 1 to 564 code for a protein of 187 amino acids. Gene Ontology annotation, molecular function: metalloendopeptidase activity. NCBI's taxonomy places the organism in Eukaryota, Metazoa, Arthropoda, Insecta, Diptera, Diopsidae.